AAAUACAAAGACAUUGAGCCCACGGUGAAGAUGGAGGAGGUGGACGGGGAGGAACUGGUGAAGAAGUUUGCUGAGGAGAUGGAGGGCAUGCUGGGUAGGAAGAUGAAGUCCGUGAAGAGACUGGCGGAGGCGGCGGAGGACGCUGAUUUAUACCAUGAGUUCAACGCUACCUUAGAGGUCAGUCACAGUGGAGUCACACCGCCGCGUUCCGUCCUUACAAAUACACAUUUUAAAUGGGUUUAUCUUUGCUGUUGUUCAAAGGUAGCCGAUAGUCACAGACCGAGUACAGGUGUACAUGUAACAAAUAUGACAACUUUUAUUCAUUAUACAUUAUGAUACACACAACCAAGAUCAUUACAGCUGUACAAAAUAUGCAAGGUUGGAAAUGUACAGCAGUUACUGACCUUUUGUGAUGUGCACUUUCCUCUGUUGUAGUUUGACCUUAUCUUUUCCUCUUUGAUUUCUCUCUCCUCUUCAGUUUGACCACUGUAACUCUGUGAUUUCUCUCUCCUCUUCAGUUUGACCACUGUAACUCUGUGAUUUCUCUCUCCUCUUCAGUUUGACUACUGUAACUCUGUGAUUUCUCUCUCCUCUUCAGUUUGACUACUAUAACUCUAUGCUGAUCAACUCAGUGGAUAAUGAUGGGAACGCUAUAGAGCUGGGAGGAGAGUUUCCUCUGGAAGAGAAUGAACACUUCAACAAGCUCCAGGUCAACACUCUGCAGAGCGACAUACAGGUCCCCACCAACGUGUACAACAAAGGUCAGCUAGCGGUGGUUCAUUUAGCUGCUUUAGGACAAUGCCGUUGUUAGUCAACAUUAUCCAGACAGGGUUGGGUUAGCUCCCUUGUCCAGACAGGGUUGGGUUAGCUCCCUUGUCCAGACAGGGUUGGGUUAGCUCCCUUGUCCAGACAGGGUUGGGUUAGCUCCCUUGUCCAGACAGGGUUGGGUUAGCUCCCUUGUCCAGACAGGGUUGGGUUAGCUCCCUUGUCCAGACAGGGUUGGUUUAGCUCCUUGUCCAGACAGGGUUGGGUUAGCCCCUUGUCCAGACGGGGUUUGGGUUUAAAGCCCCUUGUCCGACAGGGUUUGGGUUAGCUCCCUUGUCCAACAGGGUUGGGUUACCCGUCCUGUUGUCCGAAGGGUUGGUUUUCCCCUUGGGUCCAAGCAAAGGGGGAGGGGUUUUGGGCUACUUUCCCGGGGCUUUGGGUUUCUCCGCCCGGGUUUUUUUGGCCCCUUUUUCGUUUUUGCUUUUUCCCUUUUUUUUAUCUCCUUCUUGGGCCUUUUGGGGGGGCCUCGAUUUGUUUUCCUCUUCCCGGGGGGGGGUUUUUUCUAAGGGGCCCCCCCCUUUGUUUCCUCUCUCCCUUCUCCUUUUUUCCCCUCCUCUUCCUCCUUCCUCUUUUCUCUCUUCCUUCUCUCUCUCUCUCUCCUCUCCCCCCUCUCCCCUCCCCUCUUUCCCCUUUUCCCUCCCCUCCUAUCCUCCUCAUCUCCCCUCUCUCCCUCCCCCCCUUUUCUUCUCUCUCUCUCCUUCUCUCUCCUCUCUCUCUCUCCCCUUCCCCCUCCCCCCCUUUUGGUCAACCCUGUUUUCUAAAUGGGGUUACAGUCGAGGCCCUGAACGAUGUGUUCGUGGAUAACUUCCAGAAGGACCCUACUCUAACCUGGCAGUACUUUGGCAGCGCCACUGGCUUCUUCAGACUCUACCCAGGUAACGUCACACUCACAUACACGCACGCACACGACCGAGACAGAUAUGAACACACAGAUAUGAAUCUGACCUUACUCUCACACCACCGGAUAUCAGGUGUGUUCUCACCCUGACCUUAAAUGUUAUGACAUGCCCCAAUACUGUACAGUCACACACACACUAGACAGACAGACAGACAGACAGACAGACAGACAGACAUACAGACAGACAGACAGACAGACAGACAGACCUACAGCACAAGUCCAGCUAAGCUAAAUCCACAGAUCAGCAUGUCACACUGCAGGCUGAGCCCAAUAGCCUUGCUAGGUUGAACUGACAGCAUUCAUAAUGGAGGGUAGCAGAUUAAAUAGCUGAGUCUAUCAGGUCAUUAGCGGUAUAGCGUGACUACAAAGCCACCCGUCAGCCCUGGUCAGCCCACCCGUCAGCCCUGGUCAGCCCACCCGUCAGCCCUGGUCAGCCCAUCCCGUAAGCCCUGGUCAGCCCACCCGUCAGCCCUGGUCAGCCCACCCGUCAGCCCUGGUCAGCCCAUCCCGUCAGCACACCUGUCAGCCCUGGUCAGCCCAUCCAUCAGUCCUGGUCAGCACAUCUGUCAGCCCUGCUGGGCUCUGGGAGGACAGAAGAGC
This is a messenger RNA of Coregonus sp. 'balchen', 2323 nucleotides long. Lineage: Eukaryota; Metazoa; Chordata; Actinopteri; Salmoniformes; Salmonidae. The record is from the annotation of a GenBank genome assembly.